Molecule: messenger RNA, 3281 nt
Organism: Corythoichthys intestinalis (scribbled pipefish)
Lineage: Eukaryota; Metazoa; Chordata; Actinopteri; Syngnathiformes; Syngnathidae
Product: glutamate-rich protein 1
Exons: 6
Coding region: 484-1410 (308 amino acids)
Source: RefSeq, a predicted model, not a curated record
AUUAGUUUUUUCAGUUAUUUAUUUAUUUAUGAAUUGUCAUUAUCAUUAUUAUUAUUUUUUACAGUUAAUAGUUAUUACUUUAAUUAAAAUAUGUACUCGUGCCUGGCACGUGUGUUGUAAAGUUGCACUGAUCCAUGAUUUAUUUAAAAAAAAAAAAAAAAAAAAAAGUUCCAUCGACAUCGGCUGGGCUGGGCUCCAAGUGCUAAUAUUUUGAAUGGAGCUCGACCAGACAGAAACAUUGGUUGUUGCCACUGUUAGUCCUGAAUCAUUGUAGUCGUGAAACUAGUUGCUGGAGAGUAAGAAACACGCGUCGCCUAUCUCUUUUGGCGAAAUAGUCUAAUGUUUUAGUUGCUUGAAUAUAAUUUAUUUAGUCUUUGAAUGGGUCAGAGUAAUGUGGAAAGCUAACGCUAAUGACGGCUAGCUAAGUUAGCUAGUGUUCUUAUUGGCACUUUAACGUCUUGGUUUCCAGUUCCUCCAGCUGACAUGACACAUAGGAAAGAAGUAUUCCAGUCCAAGGUACUCCAAAAGCUUUACCCUGAAGCCACUAAAUUGGAAAAAGAAGCCUCUUCACCAUGCAUGCUAGUGGAUACAUUAGUAAAUAAAAAACAUGUGAAAAGAAAACCUCCCCAUCAGGAUAUUCCUCACUCACUGUCACCAAGAACAAUCAUUCAAAGUAAGCGAAUGUACACCGUUCUACCUCCUCCUGAAGACUACGAUGCACAUUCAGUGACAUAUGUCACACCAAACCAACUCGACGGUAUAAAUUGUGGUGACAGUCCAUCUGAACAUGGCAUACAGCAGUGCGAAGAGGAGCUGGACCAUGAUGUCGAAAUAAAUGAACAGAAAAGAAGAAGAAAAAGGAGGAAAAAGAGACUGAACCUCCAAGGACAGAAAGAUGAAAAAGCUCCAACAAUAGAGUCCACUAUUGUUCAGAAUGAGACGCUGAUGGAUGGAGUGCACAUUAGUCGGAACAAGAAAAGGAAACUGAAAAAGAAACGUCACAAAGAAAAGAUGCUCUCAUUGGGUUUGAUGCCUCGGGCUUCUGCCCUGGAGUUCACAUACCAAAAAGAAACCAGUGGGGAGGAAGAUGGGAUGAGAGCUGCUCAGUUGGCAGAAUUCCUCAGGACAACAAUGGAAGUUUAUAAAUCAGAUGCUUUAGUGCAUACAGAAAAGCUCCCUCAUCUGUCUGCUAUGCUGGAGAAUCUUGUGAGCAGCAUCACCAGUGGAAGCAGGCCAUCCUCUCUUUUGAAGCAUCUUCAUACUCUCCAGUUAUGUAUCCAAGGCAAAGACACAGACAGACUGGAAAAGGCACUGCAAGAACUCAGAAGCAACACCCUAAUGGCUGCAGAAGCCACUGCAGUUGCAGGAUUGUUCCAAUAUUGGAUAACAGACAUUUUUCCCAUGAAGUGAAGCAAUGAGACUCAACUCAGAGCCUUAAUAAUACAGCAAGAUAUGGAAGGAUUAACGCUACAUUACUUAUUUAUUGUUAGCUUCAUACUUCAUUUUUUGUCUAAUCUCUCUGUAUGAUGUGAUUUAAACAUGUUUUUUUGUUUAGUGUGUUGUGGAAUACUUUUGCUUCAUAAAAGCAUAAAACAAAGCACUUUGUUCAUUCCAAUUAAGAAACUGUAGUUGUAUCGAUCUGUUAUUUACCUCACUGUUGUUUUUGCUCUGUUGUUCAAAUGAAUGGAAAUUGGUAACACUUGUCCGUCUUAUCUUACCCCCAAUUACCAGCAAAGCAAAUGUCAGCACUGCAGGGAGUCAUGUUUUGUUUGCUCUCAUGACAUUUUACACUAUCCAACUAAGCAAAUAGCUUCUCAAACAUGCCAAUCUUCUGCAAAAACCACUGUUGCAAUUUGAAAUAAUGUGUGCGUUUCAAACCCUGAUCUUCUGUCACUACUGUCGCAUAUAUUGGAGUAUUACCCUUGGUGCUAAAUAAUUAAUAUGUUUACUUUAAAUAAAAUGGAUUUGACAUCUACUGCUGUCAAGGCAGUGAGUGAAUUGAGUGGGUGCUGCUUUAGCAACUUGUUCCAAAACACUUGUUGCUUUUAUCCAACUUUGUACUUGAUUUAGAAUCACAGCAUGCUGGAUGCAUAUUGGGCGUUGAGCACCAUUGCCCCCUGGGAAGCCCGACGCUAGCUGUAUUCUAUUCUGGUUCAUUUAACCAGGGAGGAGUUCAUGAAAAGGACAGGGAAUUAUCAUGGCUGGGAAGUGACAUUGUGUCAUGUUGAGUAAGUGUUGUUGUUCUUUUCAGAGCUGAAAGAGUUUGACUCCACAGUGUAGAGAUCUGAAUGUUUUAUUUGGGAUUUGUGUUAACAGACAAGUCAGGAGUGUGUUUAAUCACAAUAACAAAUGUUGUAAAAUGUACAUUAUUUUGCUUGUUUCACUAUUUCAAAAAAUUUUGCUCAAAGAAUGGCUGGUGUCUAUAUUGCUCACAGUUAACCAUUCAUAAAUAGUUCUUCAUCACAUGUUAAUGUUCAUAAACCUUGUGAAAGAGCUGUCAAAAAUAAAAGGCUGAAAUGGGUAAAAAAACAAAAAAAAACAUUAUGAAAAAUCUUAGAAGGUGACCACAAUUUGCAUCAUCAUUCGAUGAAAGGUGUCAGAAACACAACAAAGUCAUCAUUAAUUGCCCACCAUCAGGAGCUGCAUGCAAGAUGUUGGGUUAUGGAGCAAGGAUGAUUGAAAGCUUGAGAAGCAGCCUUUACCUUCAUCCUCUGACAUUUUUCACAACAACUCUAAAGACGAUGUCAAAUAUGAUUAUUUUGAAAAAAUAAAUAGUUGUAGGUUGAUAAUGAAUAUGAAUAUAAUUAUAUAAAUAUAGAGUAUAUGUAUAACUUUUAUGAUUAAUUUCCAGGUAGUCAUUUUAUUAGUCAUUUAACACGCAUCCUACUGUCAUAUUUUACAUUUCAAUCAAUGUGCCAAACAUUUUUCAUUUAUAUUGAUACCUGGCUUAACUUUUCCAAUUGGUGAAAACACAACCUCUUAUGGCAUAAAAAUGUAUUUGUCAAAAAACAUAAUUUCUUUAAAAAAAAAAAAAAAAAAAAAUUGCCCUCAAUGUUUUCAAUAAGAAAAUUGCUGCUGUAUAAUUAUAAUAAUGUAAUAAAUUAUAAUAAAAUAUAUAAUAUAAUUUCCUACACGCUGUUUAUUUUAAAACAAGCUGAUAUAUUACAAUUAUUGAAUGGUAAGCAACAUAUUGUCAGGUACAAUUUCAGCUGCCUUACAACUCAACUGUUUUCUCAUUGUUCAAGUUCUUAUCCUACCUUGUGUCACACAUUAUAUAGUAC